AUGCGCUGUUCAGUCGACGAAUUCAAGGCUAUUUAUAAUGCACUUCCAGAAAACUCUGCAAUAUGUCCAGUAUUUUCUCAUUUGUUGGAGCGGUAUGAUCUCGACGAGGCUGAAAAGACUACAUCAACAUUCCUCCAUCGUCAAUGGGACUCCCUAUGUACCCAACUGAAGAAAAAGAAGGUUAUCGAGACUGUUAGUGGAUUUGAAUCACUUUUUGCCUGGUUUGCAGAGCUGGUCAAACUGGAGGAAGUGCAUUCAUCCUAUCAUCCAGUUUCUGCUUUCGAAACACUCUUCAUUGAGAUUCACUACUGCACGGGAUUGUCCAGUACUGGUGGUCCUCAUCUGACACCACACGACUUCAAACAGUUUCAGGGAGAUUUUGCCCUGUAUUUUGCGGAUUGGGUCUCCCUAGACAAAGAGCAAGUUCCAGCAACUAGUUGCUGGCGCGUCAAGGAGACUGUACCUCUUUGUUUGGGUGCCAGAGAAGAUAUUUGUUAUCUGCUUACUUCUCUCCUGCUUCUUUUCACUAUUGAAGUUGGUGACGAGCAUCCAUCCGAGACCAUGCCUCAGGAAUGGGAUUUUCCUUUGACGCUGCUUCCUCAUACCCAAUCUGCGGCAAAUUCUCAUGGACUUGUUUAUGAUCUCAUGGGACUAGCCUUGACCCAAUCAUUUUAUUGCUCGGCUUUUUAUUUGCUUUGUGGAGGAGCUGUUGCACAGGAUUUAUUCUUUCAAGUUCGAACAGCUGCCCUCGCCAAGAAAUUCAAUUUGCGAUUCUCAACAAAUAAUCUUGACAGGCUCUUUUCAACAACCUACCACUCAGACCAAUUUGUCGAGCUUGAGAGCAACAAGCGCACCUGGCUUUUGAACCCUUUGAGAUCACAGACCCUCGAGUAUGUUUCUCGCGAUGCACCAGCUGACAUUACUGAGGAAUCUCUGUCUCCAGAGCCCAAGCAAGGUGUAAUCUCCCAACCUGGAUCACCGACUACUCCACCUAGCCCUCUGUCUUCUCUCCCAGAUUCAGAAUUUGAGUUGAACUGCCAAUGUGGGAUCAUCGGUAAUGGUAAUAUUCUUUAUCGCCACGAGCAUGGGGUGGCUAUCCAAUGCGAUCAAUGUCAUGAUUGGUCUCACAUUGCAUGCCAGCUAGUGCUUGGAAGUCCGGUUUUUUGCCUUUUUGACCUCGAUAUUCUCCACUAUGAAUGGUACUUAAAUUUGUUCAUUAGAGCGGGGAGAGGCACGCUAGCGAGAUGUGAGCAGUUUUGGUAUCCGGUGCGCCUCAUUCAGGCAGUGCAACACAGUUGGAGGGUGCAUUGGUGGAGGGAAAAUCAAUUUCUUGACAAGGAUGAGCCUGCAGCAGGUGGAUUUUCUGUUGUGAAUACCAAGGACAUUGUUGAUUCGUUGUGGAACGACCAAUUGGCAAGACGAGCAAUACGGCUCGGAAAAUGGAAACAUGCCUGGGACAUCGAAACCUCAGAAGACAUUCUCGCAGAUCCAUCUAAAAUACCAUACAUGAUUCCUGCCGGAAUCCGGGCAAUUCCUGGAAUUCCGGAGGAAUCAAAUUUGGCAGAGGGCCCUGCCAAAUUGAUCAAACCAUUCCGGCGGAAUUUUGAUGGAAUUCAAAUUCCGCCAGAAUGGUUCCAGGAAUCACCCGGAAGGAAUGAUCCCGGAAUGAGACGGAACGGAAUUCCUGACGCCCAAAUCGAGUGUCGGCGUUUGCCGACGCUUGAUUUGGGCGUCAUCAACAAACAACUCCCACUCUCUCAACCACCACCAUCAUCCACGACGCCAACCCACCUCGCGACACCGCCACGUCACCAACGGCCACCACGACGCACACAACGACGACGUCCGUCGUCGUUUCACCACGACCCCAACACAACACCACGGCCACGACACGGAAACGACGCCCCAACGCCACGUCACCAGCCUCAACGACGAACGACGCAAGUCGUCGUUCGUCGUCAUAGCCUGCUAACACCAGGCACACGACGAGGGACAACCACGUCAACGCACGACCACGACCACCACGCCCACAGACGACGACACGCCUCACCACGUCAACGGAGGGCCACGCCAACAAACGACACGCCCACGACGACACCACCACCACGUCAACGGGCGACGACCGCGUCAACGGACGCCCACGUCAACGGACGACGACGAUAUCAACAGACGACGAGCGACCACCGCCACGUCAACGGACCACCGCCACGUCAACAGACCACGACGACGAAGCCAACGGACGACGACAACGCCAACGGACGACAACGCCAACAGACGACGACACCAACGGACGACGACGACAACGCCGCCAACAGACGACAACGCCAACGGACGACGUCGACGCUGCCAAUGGACGGCCACGUCAACGACGACGAGCGUGUCCCGCUCCACCAUAAUUUGAAUCUAUAUAACUGUUCUAAGAAGAAACUUGCAUGA
This is a messenger RNA of Laccaria bicolor S238N-H82, 2436 nucleotides long. RefSeq lists its product as uncharacterized. The coding region runs from base 1 to 2436 and encodes 811 amino acids. The record is from RefSeq and is a predicted model, not a curated record. The transcript is spliced from 11 exons. NCBI's taxonomy places the organism in Eukaryota, Fungi, Basidiomycota, Agaricomycetes, Agaricales, Hydnangiaceae.